AUGCCCGAUCCAGCAGCCAGCAUCAACACCCAAUCCGUUCGCGACAAAUAUGCCCAAGAACGCGACAAACGCUACCACCCAGAUGGGCUGAAGCAGUACAUUGUCGACCUGGCCGCCUCCCCAGAGUACGCACGCUACCAGGCGGACCCAUGGCGCACGUCCUCGAACCCCGAGCCCGCCCUGCGCGACGGCGACAGCUGCACGGUGCUGAUCGUCGGCGCGGGCUUCGGCGGCAUCCUCUUCGCCGCCAGCCUGGUCAAGGCCGGCAUGAACCCGGCGCAGAUCCGGCUGGUCGACACGGCCAUGGGCUUCGGCGGCACGUGGUACUGGAACCGCUACCCGGGCCUGCACUGCGACGUCGAGAGCUACAUCUACAUGCCGCUGCUGGAGGACACGGGCUACGUGCCCCGCCACAAGUACUCUGCCGGCCCGGAGCUGCGGGAGCACGCGCACCGGAUCGCGGAGCACUUUGGGCUCGCGGACAAGGCGCAGUUCGGCACGCGGGUGGACGAGCUGCGCUGGGACGAGGACGGGCGCCAGUGGGUGGCCGGCCUGGUGCUCGUCGAGGAGCAGACGCCCAUCACGGUCCGCAGCGAGUUCGUCAUCACGGCCUACGGCAUCGGCCACUACCCCAAGCUCCCCGCCGUUCCGGGGUUGGACGGGUUCAAGGGAAGCGCCUUCCACACCAGCAGGUGGGACUACGGCGUCACCGGCGGGUCGGAGGCGCAGCCGGAUCUGACGCUGCUGCGGGACAAGCGCGUCGGCAUCGUCGGCACCGGAGCCACGGCCGUCCAGGCGAUACCCUUCCUCGCGCGCUGGGCCAAGGACCUCUACGUGUUCCAGCGCACGCCGAGCAGCGUCGGGCCGCGGAACAACGGCGUCACGGACCUGUCGCGGUGGAAGGAAAACGUCGCCACGCACAGGGGAUGGCAGAUGGACCGGGCCGAGAACUUCAACGCCUUCCUGGCCAACGAGACGCCCAGGCCCGAGGUCGACCUCGUGGACGACGAAUGGACCAAGCUCCCGUCGUACAGCGCCCUGAUCGGCAGCGCCGUGGACCUGGGCGCCGGCAAGGAUGGUGUGGAGCAGUACGUCGCCAUGCUAGAGGAGCUGGACAUGCCGCAACAGGAGUCGCGACGGCACUGGGUCGAUGGGAUCGUGCACGACAAGACCACGGCGGAAAACCUCAAGGCGUGGUACCCGUCCUGGUGCAAGCGGCCGUGCUUCAGCGACGACUACCUUCAAGCCUUCAACAGCUCCAGCGUGCACCUGGUCCCGACCGGGCCGCGCGGGAUCGAGCACGUAUCGGAAAAACACGUCACGGUCGACGGCAAAGACUACGAGCUUGACGUGUUGAUUUUUGCUACGGGGUUCAGGCCGCCGACCAGCGGGAGCCCGGCCGAAAGAAGCAGGAUGAAGGUCUACGGCCGGGGCGGCUUGGACAUGGACGACAAGUGGGCGUCGCCGGACGGGCUGAGCACGCUGCACGGGAUGCUCAGCCGCGGGUUCCCCAACUUCUUCUUCCCAGGGCCGAACCAGAUGGGCGCCGCCCCAAACGGCACCUACCAGCGGGAUCGACUCGGAGAACAUUUUGCGUACGUAAUCACAGCCGCCAAGCAGCGCCGAGGGGGAGCCAAGGUCGUAAUCGAGCCUAGCGACGAGGCCGAAAAGGAAUGGAGCGCGCGGACUGCGAGUAAUGCGGCCAGGUUGACUGCCAUGGUUAGUUGCACGCCCAACUACAUGAUCACGCCCGAGGAGCAGGAGGCGGCCGCCAAAGGGAGGAGAGAGGGGCUGGCGAGGAAGGCGAGAGGCGCGCUUUGGGGGAGGGGUACAAAUGAGCCGUUCCAGAUUAUUACCGAAACCGUGACCAAGAUUUUCCUCCCGGCGAGGUAUGCCGAGGAGGUUAAAGAUGUCAAGGAAUUGAGCUUCACACGGGCGCUUGCCAAGGAGUUAUUCGCCGGGUAUAGCGGCUUUGAGCCCAUUGCCGCCAUUGCAGAUGACGCCAACAUCAUCCAGACUGUUGCUCGGCUGAACAUAACUACGUCUCUGAAGUACCUGACCGACGACGUCUCCACCGAGGCAGCAGCUGCACUGGCCGAAUACCUCGGGCAGGACACAGAAUGGCGGGAGACGGCUGUCAAGGCCUUCACCCGCACGCUAGCGGCCCGUCUUUCCGCCCGCGUCUUCGUCGGCCCGUCCCUGUGCGCGGACAAGGCCUGGCUGGCAGUGUCGGCGGGAUACGCAGCACAGUGCCACAUCGCCGCCUUCAAGCUCCAGUCGUGGCCGCGGCCAGUGCGGCGGGCUGUGAACUGGUUUCUGCCCGAGUGCCGGGCGCUGCGGAGGAUGGUGCGUGAAGCCAGGCGGAUCCUGAAGCCGAUCGUUGCCGAGCGAGAGGGGAAGCCAAGGAAGGAUACGAUUUCGUGGCUUCAGAGCGCCCUCCGAGCAUCCAACCUCACCCGCUACACCGUCGCCGAUUUUCAACUGGGCCUGAGCCUGGCCGCCAUCCAUACCACCACUGAGCUGCUCACCCAUGCGCUGUUGGACAUCGUCACCGCCGGCCCUGAGUUGAUCAGCCAGCUGCGGGAAGAAAUAAUCAACGUCUUUGGUGAAAGCAGUCCCGACGGCGAGUUGUUCACCAAGACGCGGCUGUACAGCAUGCGGCUUCUGGACAGCGCCAUCAAGGAGUCGCAGAGGCUACACACCGCACGGCUGGGCGGGAUGGGCCGCGUGGCCCUACAACCGGUAACCCUGCCCUCGGGGCUACACAUCCCCGCGGGCGCAUACACGACCGUCCUGCUCACGUCCCACUCGGACCCAGACCUCUUCCCGUCGCCCGAGACCUACAACCCGCGUCGCUUCUUGGAGAUGCGCUCCCGCCCCGGCCAGGACAAGAACUGGCAGCUGGUGACGACCUCGCCGCACCACCUGGCCUUCGGAUACGGGGCCCACGCGUGCCCUGGCCGGUUUCUGGCUGCCGCCGAGGUCAAGAUCGCGUUGGUGAGGCUGUUGAUGGGCUACGACUGGCGGGUUGAAGGGGGGAGGAGUGGGGAUGUCGGGCUGGUUAGUGCACAUCGGGUUGCCGAUCCGGCGGCGCGGAACCUCUGCACACCGCGCAACCUUGUCCCUACCUUCAGUGCCAGCCCACACCUCAUACGCAGCCCUCAACCUCGCCAGCUCCUCCUCGGUCAAGAUCCCCUUGGCCAGCGCAUCGUCGACGCCAAUGCCACGACCCACGACCUGCAGCGCCUCGGCGGACCGCUCCUCGCCGACCCCGCAGGCGAUGCGCUCGAAGCCGGCCUCGCGGGCCCAGGCCUCCAGCAUCGUGCCGGCCCGGGGGUGUCCGCCGCGGGCGCUGAGCAGGGCAGCGGCGUAGACGGCAUGCAGCUCGAGGCCGGGGACGUCAGGGGUCCACCUGACGUCGCGGACGAUGUCGAGCGGCUCACGGAGGGCGACGAGGCCGCCGGGCCUGAGCACCCUGCGGAACUCGCGGAGGGCGCGCACGGGGUCCGGGACGUGCGUGCAGCACGUGUGCGCGUGCACCACGUCGAAGCUGCCGUCCGGGAACGCCGCCAGGUCCUGCGCGUCGGCGACCUGGAACGAGAGGUUCGGCGGGCCGUCGGGCGCUCGCACGUGCGUCUCCUGCGCAAACGACACCAUCGCCGCCGAGAUGUCGACGCCGAUCGCGUGCCCGUCCUUGCAGAUCGUCGCCAGGUCGCGCGUUAUGCUGCCGGACCCGGACCCGACGUCCAGCACUGCAUGGUCGGGGCGGAGGUAGGGCAGGAGGUAGGCUGCGUGGAUGUGUGCGCGGCGGGUGUU
Molecule: messenger RNA, 3816 nt
Organism: Pyricularia pennisetigena
Lineage: Eukaryota; Fungi; Ascomycota; Sordariomycetes; Magnaporthales; Pyriculariaceae
Exons: 8
Molecular function (GO): monooxygenase activity; iron ion binding; oxidoreductase activity, acting on paired donors, with incorporation or reduction of molecular oxygen
Source: RefSeq, a predicted model, not a curated record